Messenger RNA from Rhopilema esculentum, 1872 nucleotides. Its product is annotated as ras-like protein rasD. The record is from RefSeq and is a predicted model, not a curated record. Lineage: Eukaryota; Metazoa; Cnidaria; Scyphozoa; Rhizostomeae; Rhizostomatidae. Gene Ontology annotation, biological process: signal transduction. Gene Ontology annotation, molecular function: GTPase activity; GTP binding. Gene Ontology annotation, cellular component: membrane.
CGCCUUGGGGUUUGGACACUAUUCAACAACUGGGUGGGAUACAAUAAAGGUUCGUUUCGAUAGAAAUCUAUAAACAGUUGUACGAAAUUUUGUGCGUAUACGGUUGAGAUUGAUCUACUUGAUUUCAACAUCAGAACAGCGUCUUCGGGUGAAGAGCAACUUGAAAGCGAAAGAAACAGAGAACUGAGCAUUUCAUGCUCUGAGAUUGGUUGUUUGAACAAGAAUUGUGUAAACAAUUUUUGCACUUCCGCAAAAAUCAUGAGUUCGCUGGGAAAAAGCAAAAGCCUUCCAGCACACCAUGGUGGAACUGUCAAUAAAAAGCCCAAAGUUCACAAAAUAGUCGUGAUGGGAGAAGGAGGAGUUGGCAAAUCAGCAAUAACAUUACAGUUUGUGAGCAACAUUUUCUUGGAUGUUCGAGAUCCUACAAUAGAGGAUGCAUAUCAAUCUCAAAUAGUGGUAGAUGAUGAAGCGUGUAUGCUGGAUAUCCUUGACACUGCAGGACAGGAAGAAUUUGCUGCGAUGCGAGAACAAUACAUGAGACAUGGAGAGGGGUUCAUAUUUGUUUAUUCCGUAACAGAUUUUAGUAGUUUUCAAAUGCUAAGCAAACAUCUGAAGACAUUAGAAAGAGUGCGAAAUUUUGAGCCUGUACCUCUAGUUCUUGUUGGAAACAAAUCUGACCUAGAUGAAAGGCGCCAAGUGAGUUUUAAUGAAGGGGCUGCUUUAGCUACUGAAAUGGACUGUUUGUUUUUAGAAGCAUCAGCACGGACACGGAGAAAUGUCGAUGAAACAUUUUGUGGUAUGGUAAGAGAAAUAAGACGACGCAAAAGAAAUGGAUCCGAGUUGGGGAAACUAGAACACAAAAAAGGGCUUUUGAAACGAGUUCGGAAAUAUCUCAAAAACUUAGUAAAGUAGACUUGAAAUGUUCGAACUUCAGUGGACAUUUCUUUGCUGACAGAGAAAUAGGCGGGAAAAUGUCCCAUUAAUAACUUCACUAGAUAUUUAAUUAAUCAGGCAGGGCCUGGGAGAAUCCAAUAUCUACCCUUGGAAUGCGGCAGUGUGAUACAGAAGCAGUUUUUUAAAUAAACCGCUAUCGUAAUAUGCUACUGCUUUGUGUGUUUGUUGUUAUGUUAAAAAACUUAGUCUUACAUUUUUAAAGUAAUAAUUAGGUUAAAGUUUGCGUACUUUUAGCACUACUAUUAAUUUCAGGGAACAGCCAUUUGACCGUGUCUCUCUUCCCCGUAUUUUAAAAUUAAAACGAAACUUUUUUGUUACCUAUCAUCUACAAAAAAAGAUAAAUUUGUAACUGAAAAUGAAAACCCAAUCGAAAAUGGACGAUGUUUGGUUUGGUUUGAGCAGCUUCUAUUGCAACUGAAGGCUCUCAGAAAAAAAACUAGGUGUAAAAUUUGUUGGCUCUUGACAAGAAUUUAUAAUCAAAAUUUAAAAAAGGUAAAUUCCCGCUUUAUUUUAUCCACGGAUGUAUGGCUGUUAAGCUUUAAAGGAUUGAAUUAAAGUAUAAGUCUAAAUCAGAACAAAAAUUACAUCUCGUGAACCCAGCCAUAAAGGAGAAGAAUGUUUUUCUCUAAUUUCCUCUAAAUUCUUAAGCAUCGUCACCAGUUUUUUGCCAAAGCAAAUUGUUAUUCUCUUUGGUAUUACACAAUGAGUUAUUUUGAUAGCAUUACGUCACAGUUAACUUUAUUGCUCAAUGAUCUACAUAAUGUAAAUAUAUACAUGAUAUUGGUGAAUAUUGUCCAGACAUAACGCUGUAUUUGCUUUUUGUCGAAUAUAUUGCUGUUAGAAACUUUUUAACUUACAGAUAUAUUUAUGUAUUGUAUAUAUCAGCACGUUUCUGGUAACAUACAGUUCAAUUGCCUU